AUCGUGCUGUCACUCAUAGCCGCCCCACGGUGUGACGUAGUGCUUUCUUCUCCGCUAGGUCUGCAGCUCCGGACUGAGAUCCCCCGAGCUGCGGAGCUGCCGAGUCUGGCGCUGCGGAUCUCGGCGAGAUUUCGCACUGCCCGCCGUCGGCAUUUCAUUGAUAAUCGGUAGCGGAUCACUUUCCUAAGACCUGGGAAGAACAAAGGAAUAAAGAAGGAGACGCUCGGCUCCUGGCCGUCUUGCUCGGAGUGGCUGCCUCUUCCGCUCGCUCCUAUCCGGAGAAGCUGGGCUUAUAAUCGUCACUGGAUUGUAAGUACCCAAGGCGAAGAAAGCUCACUGCGUUCUGCUUUUUGAAUACCUUUGUUCCGGGAGAGAGUGUAAAAUGGGAGUGUCUGCUGGGCCUUACUUUUUGUGUCGAAAAUCAUUUCGCAGAAGCCGCCAUUUGCUUUCCUGCUAGGUAGCUCGGUCUGCAUUGUCCGGCAGCGGCAUCUAGAGGUUGGAACUUGAAUUGCAGCUAAUAGUUUUAAAUGGACUUAAUUGAUUAGUGUCCCUAACGACUGGUAUUUCAAUCACAGCAGAUUUAUAAAGACUUGGGCCUUAAUUCACAGUAGACGCUUAGCUCCUAUUCUGCUUAAAACUUUUGUAAUUAAGGAUUUCAGUUCAUAACAAACUGGCCUCCACCUGUUGUCAGUAGCUGGAACUUAAAGUGCAACAAGUGGUGGUUGAGAAGUGAGUCUCAAAGAAGGAAAGAUGAGUAAGAGCAAAGAUGAUGCUCCUCACGAACUGGAGAGCCAGUUUAUUUUACGGCUACCUCCGGAAUAUGCCUCUACUGUGAGACGGGCAGUACAGUCUGGUCAUGUCAAUCUGAAGGACAGACUGACAAUUGAGUUACACCCUGAUGGACGUCACGGAAUCGUCAGAGUGGACCGGGUUCCAUUGGCCUCCAAAUUGGUAGAUCUGCCAUGUGUUAUGGAAAGCCUGAAAACCAUUGAUAAAAAAACUUUUUACAAGACAGCUGAUAUAUGUCAGAUGCUUGUCUCCACAGUUGAUGGUGAUCUCUAUCCUCCUGUGGAGGAACCAGUUGCUACUACUGAUCCCAAAGCAAGCAAGAAAAAGGAUAAGGACAAAGAGAAGAAGUUUAUAUGGAACCAUGGAAUUACUCUGCCUCUAAAAAAUGUCAGAAAGAGAAGGUUUCGGAAGACAGCAAAGAAGAAGUAUAUUGAAUCUCCAGAUGUGGAGAAGGAAGUGAAGCGGUUGCUAAGUACAGAUGCUGAAGCUGUGAGUACUCGUUGGGAGAUAAUUGCUGAAGAUGAAACAAAAGAAACAGAAAAUCAAGGCCUUGAUAUAUCUUCUCCAGGAAUGUCUGGUCACAGGCAGGGCCAUGACUCAUUAGAACAUGAUGAGCUUCGGGAGAUAUUCAAUGACCUCAGUAGCAGCAGUGAAGAUGAAGAUGAGACGCAGCAUCAAGAUGAAGAAGAUAUAAACAUCAUUGACACUGAGGAAGAUCUGGAAAGACAGCUACAGGAGAAGCUGAAUGAAUCAGAUGAACAGCACCAAGAAAAUGAGGGGACCAACCAACUGGUUAUGGGAAUUCAGAAACAGAUUGAUAAUAUGAAAGGCAAACUACAAGAGACCCAGGAUAGGGCAAAACGACAGGAGGAUCUCAUUAUGAAAGUCGAAAACCUGGCUCUCAAGAAUAGAUUUCAGGCCGUGCUGGAUGAACUCAAACAAAAGGAAGACCGAGAAAGGGAGCAGCUCAGCUCUUUGCAGGAAGAGCUAGAAUCACUCCUGGAGAAGUGAAAAGAGCUCUCGUAUUUAAUUUCAUUCCUAAGACUGCUUUCAUUCCUUAGCAUUGAAAGAAGAAUCUUGGCUUCAUCACACCUGGACUAGAUAUAACUGCAGUAGUUCUCAUUUUCUUCACUGUUAUCUACUGAAUUUGUCUUACAAAUAUGUGAAUUGCUAUCUUGUUUGUCAGAACCACUUUGCUCUGUGUCCUGUAGAAAGUAAGAAUGUAUAGACAGAUAAGUGAUUGUAGGAAAAUUGUAGGCUCAGUGGAAUGAACAGUGUAACCUUAGUAAUUAAAACUUUACUGAAGGAUUUUGCUGCUGUUUCUCCAUUUGCCAGAGUGGCUGUUCCUUCUCUGUGAUGCCAUCAGAAAUCAGUAAGCAGAGUCUAGUGUGCAGGCAGUGAUGUUGGUUUGCAUGUUUUCCCAUGAAGUAGUAGCUAUUUUCCCAGGUAUUCAAAGCGUUCUUAUGUAUGUAGGGUUAUAAACCAUUUCAAAAAGUUGUUUUAACAAUAAAUAAAAGCAACUAAUUUUCACCUCA
Molecule: messenger RNA, 2324 nt
Organism: Canis lupus familiaris (dog)
Lineage: Eukaryota; Metazoa; Chordata; Mammalia; Carnivora; Canidae
Gene: TAF7
Product: TATA-box binding protein associated factor 7
Exons: 1
Coding region: 751-1800 (349 amino acids)
Biological process (GO): regulation of transcription by RNA polymerase II; RNA polymerase II preinitiation complex assembly; transcription initiation at RNA polymerase II promoter
Cellular component (GO): transcription factor TFIID complex
Molecular function (GO): RNA polymerase II general transcription initiation factor activity
Source: RefSeq, a predicted model, not a curated record